Molecule: messenger RNA, 1797 nt
Organism: Actinia tenebrosa (Australian red waratah sea anemone)
Lineage: Eukaryota; Metazoa; Cnidaria; Anthozoa; Actiniaria; Actiniidae
Molecular function (GO): protein binding
Source: RefSeq, a predicted model, not a curated record
ACCAAAACAGCAACAAGUUUGACUUCUUGUUGAAGUCUUGAGUAGGAAAAAAUCUUUUUUCAAGAGAAUAUUUUAAUAAGAUAACUUUUCCUUUGAACCAAUAUACUAAGCUUUCUUGGAUGUGUUUUGUAUUACGCGUAAAUUUGGGGUAUUUGAAGAUUAUUUUGUUUGUUUUUGGCGCGAAACAUGAAUCAUGGAGGCAGUUGUGAGUGAACAUCAACAUGGCCGACGUUUGAACGAUAAAGAAACAACUUCAAAUCCACCUAUUAAAGCAGAUAUCAUACAUGAAGCUACUAAGUAUUGUCCAUUGUAUGAAGCUGCCGAGAAGGGCGAUGUGGAGGAGCUGACUCGCUUGUUGUCCAGGAGUCAAAUAGACGUGAACGAAAAGUCAGGUGGACAUGGCGCCUACAGGACCUCUCUUCAUGGAGCUGCAGGAUACGGACACUGGAGAGCUACUAGGACACUCUUGACGGCUGGAGCAGACCCAUAUUAUCAGAGCGACUUGGGCAGGACCCCCCUGCAUGAAGCUUGUGCCGGUGGCCAUGCCAGUGUAGUACAAGAACUUCUUCAAUUCAUGACAGAUACCGACACACAAGACUGUCAUAAACAAACUGCCGCACACAUUACUGCUUUUCAUGGAGAAGUAGAAUGUCUGAGGCUUCUGAUUGGCUGCGGCAGUAAUAUGAAUAUUGAUGAUAAGGAUGGGUGUACUGUUGCUCACCUGGCUGCAUUUAGAAACCACCCUGACAUUAUCAGAUGUCUAAUUGAAGAAGGUGUUGAUCCAAACUGCAUCGAUAAUCACAGACGAACACCYGCACACUAUGCCGCUAUGUGCAAUGGACUUGAGACACUAAAAGUUUUGGCACAUAAUGAUCUAGACAUCAACUCUAAAGACACAGAUGGCUGUGUUCCUGCUCAUCUGGCAGCCGCCCAUAACAGCUUGUCCUGUUUGCAGUAUCUCAUAUCAGCUGGUUUGACUAAGACAGAAGUAAGGGAUAAAACAGGCAGGUCUCUUUUACAUAUGGCAGCAAUAAAUGGAGCUACUGAUUGUCUUCACUGGCUGUUGGAACGACGAGCUAACCCUAAUGUUAGAGAUGGUUUGGCAAACACACCAGCACACUAUGCUGCAACAGGAGCACAUGCACAGUGUAUUAGUUGUCUUGUCCAUCACAAUGCUGACCUUGAUCUACAGACAUCACAGGGUCUCACUCCUUUAGACCAUGCUAAAAAAGCUGGCAAAGCUACAAGUUUCCAAGAUGCAGUUGAUAAAAAGAUCUGUUGUUACUUCUGUGUUGCCAAGCAACAGAAAGUAGAGUAUGAUCUUGCUCACCAGCCCACCCCUGUGGAGAAGAAUAUUGCUGCAAGUGAGUCUGUCAUAUUCAAAUCACCAAAGCUUCUAGGUGAAGGAAAUUCAGCACGACCAGUAAGUGGUAAGACAAACAUGGUUACCAAACCAAGUCGUCCCCAAUCUGGUAGCAGCAAGACCAAAAGGCCUGUCAAUCAGCCAAUGAAGAAGCAAUCAUCGGCUGAUGUUCCUAGGCGUGACCUUGCGACCAAGUAUUUUGGCGAGCAUCUUUUUUCAUUACCUGAGGUUCUUAAGACAUCUUCAGCUGGUUCUGCUGGAAAGGGAAGACGGAAGAGCAAGAAGGACAAUUCUUUGCCUUAGGUACUGAAGUGGCUAGAAAAAUUGGACCACUGUGAACUAACUGUAUUAUUGUAUAGAUACGAAUACCAUUAUGUACCACCCAAUGUAAAUAGUGCAUGUCAACUAAUAAAAAUGUCAGAGCUCAGUGUUCA